This is a messenger RNA of Sus scrofa (pig), 6761 nucleotides long. It is a transcript of the gene KANSL1L, whose product is annotated as KAT8 regulatory NSL complex subunit 1 like. The record is from RefSeq and is a predicted model, not a curated record. NCBI's taxonomy places the organism in Eukaryota, Metazoa, Chordata, Mammalia, Artiodactyla, Suidae. Gene Ontology annotation, cellular component: NSL complex. Gene Ontology annotation, molecular function: histone acetyltransferase binding.
UUUUUUUUUUUUUUUUUUUUAAGGGCUGUACCCGGGGCAUAUGGAAGUUCGCAGGCUAAGGGUUGAAUUGGAGCUGUAGCUUCUGGCCUACACCGCAACCAUAGCAACGUGGGACCCAAGCCACAUCUGCAACCUACACCACAGCUCACAGUAAUGCCAGAUCCUUAACCCACUGAGUGAGGUCUGGAAUUGAACCCUCAUCCUCAUGGAUACUAGUUGGGUUUGUAACCCCUGAGCUACAGUGGAACUCCUGUCAGAUGCUUUUUAUUCAAUUUUUUUUCCUUUAGUCUUUUGAAUGGUGAAUUUCAAUGAUGGAUUUUUUUUUUUUUUUUUUUCCUUUGUAGGGCCAUAACCGAGGCAUAUGGAAGUUCCCAGGCCAGGGGUCGAAUCGGAGCUACAGCUGCUGGCCUACACCACAGCAACUCAGGAUUUGAGCCAUGUCUGCGACCUACUCCACAGCUCACGGGAAUGCCGGAUCCCCAACCCACUGAGCAAGGCCAGGGAUUGAACCCUCAUCCUUGCAUUCAUGGAAUAAGCCACUAUUGGUUGUGACAUACUCUUUUAAUAUAUUGCUAUGUUUGUAACAUUUAUUUUAAUAGAAAUAACUGAAAUAGGUUUUGUUACUACUUAUUACUACUUAAAUCCUGGAAUACCUUUAAAAAUCGUGACUCACUUGUUUGUUUUAAUUCAGUCAACAAUUAUUUGACAAUUAUGUGCCAGAUAUUGUCUUAAGUGCUGGGGAUUGGAACACUGAACAAAACUGAGUUCUGCCCUUUAACUGUACCCCUUUCUAUAAUGUAAUGAAAUGUCAGGUAGUGAUUAGUGUUCUGAGGAAGAAUAAAGCAGUGUAGGGGAAUAGAGAACCAUGAAUUGAGAGGCUAAAGCUGUUUUAAAUAAUUAGUCAAUGCAGGAUUCUCUGAGAAGAUGACUCUAGAGCAGAAACAUGAAUGACGUGAGAGAGCCAGCCAUCUUACUUGUGGAAAAUUGUUCCAGGCUGAGAGAAUUGCAAACACAAAUUCCCUGAAACAAGGACUUGUUUGGUGUGUUUCAGAAUAGCACAGAGGCUAGUGUUUCUGGACUGUAGUAAUCCAUGGAGAACGUGUAGGAGGCGAAGUAGUCAGGGACGUGAUAGUGUAGAACUCUGUAGGUUAUUGUAAGGACAACUUUGGAUUUUAUUCUGAAUGUAAUGGCGACCACUGAUUUUUCACCAAAUAUUUACUGAGUAUUUGGUAUAUAUCAGAUACUUUUGCAUGUUGACUUUAUUAAAAAAAUAAUAAAAUAUCCAAACAUUUGUAGAUCUUAGAAAUGUUGGCUAUAAGUGUAGUUGUUUAUGUAUAUGGAGGUAGUCAGAGUAGUAGAAUUUAGAAUAAUCAGUAAACAUUGUUAUACCCAAUGACUACAUAUUUAAGUAAUGUAGAAAAUGGGAAUAAAUGCACUUAUGUUUUAUGCUAAAACUGUACGUAUAUAAUUUAGCCUUUUUUUUUUUACAUUAUAGGAGACAGCUAUUUUCAUGAGUUUCUUUGGGUUGCAAAGUCAAGAGAAUUUCAGAUUAGGUUUUUUAAUGUUAAUUUUAAUCAAGUCCAGUAUACCAAUUGUUCUCUUUUCUUUCCUUUUCUUUUUUUGGCUGUGCCCACAGCAUGUGGAAAUCCAGUAUACCAAUUCUUUUCUUUUUUUAGCUGCGCCCACGGCAUGUGGAAAUUCCCAGGCCAAUGACCCAAGCUCCUGCAGUGACAAUGCCAGAUCCUUAACUUGCUGCACCCAAGGGAACUCCCAGGUUAGGAUUUUUUUUUUUUAAAUAAGGAUGUACUUGGUAGUAGGAUAUAGAAAAAUCUCAUGGAAAUCCUAGAAUAGGAAUUUUGGUAUGGCUGGGCCUUUCAGAGUCCAGAACCUCAAAAUCUUUAUACUCAAAUAUAUUAGUUAUCUAUUGCUAUGUGACACAUUACUCCAAGAAAUUAAUGGCUUAAAGCAUUUGUUUCAGUUUCUUUGAGUCAGGAAUCUAGGCAUGGUUUAGCUGAUUGCUUCUGGCUCAAGGUUUCUCAGAAGGGUGCGGACAAGGUGUUGGUUGUAGCUGCAGGCUUCUGAAAGGCUUGACUGAGGAAAGAUUUGCUUCUAGGAUCACACACAUGGUUGUUGGCAGGCUUUAGGUUAUUGCUGUCCAUUGGCUAAAGACAGUAGUUUUUUGUCAUGUGGGUCUUUCCAGCUCACAUCAUGGCAGUUGUUGUUCCUGAGCGAGAGAGGUGACAAGCUGGAAGCCACAGUCUCUUUGUAACCUAAAGUUGAAAGUGGCAUCCCAUUAUCUCUGCUGCAUUCAAGUCGCUAAAUCUAGUCCACAUUCAAGAGGAGAGGAUUACACAAAGUCAAGAAUGCCGGGAGAUGGGGAUUAUUAGGAUCAUUUUAGAAGAUGCCUAUCAUACCAAGUUUCCAGUAAUUAUCUGCAGGAUUCGCCAUGACCCCAGCCUUGAGGGAGGCAGCAACAAAGGGUAUCUGCUUUUCAUCUUUACCAAGUACCAUGGAGUCUGACAAGAUGCUAUGCAUGGAAAGUCCAAGAACUGUAGAUGAAAAGCUAAAAGGAGACACUUUCUCUCAGAUGCUGGGAUUUCCAACUCCUGAACCUACUCUUAACACUAAUUUUGUGAAUUUAAAACAUUUUGGCUCCCCUCAGUCUUCAAAACAUUAUCAGACAGUUCUUUUAAUGAGUUCUAAUGCUACGUUAAAUAAAUACAAUGAGCAUUAUAAACAAAAGAAAUUAGGGGAACCCAACUGCAAUAAGCUGAAAAACUUACUGUGUAAUGGCAGCAAUGUUCAGCUCAGUAAAAUCUGUCAUUCUCAUUCUGAAGAGUUCAUCAAAAAGGAACCUCUGUCAGAUACCACAAGUCAGUGCAUGACAGAUGUACAAAUUAUUUUGGAUUCAAAUAUAACCAAAGACACUAAUGUAGAUAAAGUACAACUGCAAAACUAUAAGUGGUACCAAAAGAAUGCACUUUUAGAUAAAGUUAAUGAUGCUGAGAUUAAAAAGGCUUUAUUGCACUGUGCUCAAAACAAAAUUGGGCCUGGCCAGUCAAAUGUGCCUAUUAGUUCCUCAGCUGCUGAAAAAGAGGAGGAAGUGAAUGCUCGUUUACUUCAUUGUGUAAGCAAACAGAAAAUUUUACUUAGCCAGGCUAAAAGAACUCAGAAACAUUUGCAGAUGCUCCUGGCAAAGCAUGUUGUUAAGCACUAUGGUCAGCAAAUGAAAUUUUCUAUGAAACAUCAACUCCCCAGAACGAAGAGUUUUCACGAACAUACCACAGUUUCGGAUAACAGUUUACCUAAAUGCACUGAAAUUAAACCAGACAUCAAUAUAUUGACUACAGAGAAUAAAUUGUGGACUGAUACCAAAAAUGGCUUUGCACGGUGUACAGCUGCAGAAAUCCAAAGAUUUGCACUGUCUGCUUCAGGGCUGUUGUCUCAUGUUGAAGAGGGCCUGGAUUCUGAUGCAACUGAUAGCAGUUCUGAUGACGAUUUGGAUGAAUAUACCAUUAGAAAAAAUGUGGCAGUUAACUGUAGUACUGAAUGGAAGUGGCUUGUAGACAGAGCAAGAGUUGGCAGCCGAUGGACAUGGCUUCAAGCCCAGAUUUCAGAACUAGAGUAUAAAAUCCAACAACUAACAGAUGUUCACAGGCAGAUUCGUGCCUCCAAGGGGAUAGUGAUCCUAGAAGAAUGCCAACUUCCUAAAGACAUUUUAAGAAAACAAAUACAGUGUACAGACCAAGCAGCUUCAUUAAACACUACAAGGAAUCCCCAGAUUCUUCAAGAGAGUCAAGAUCCUUUGCCAGAACAAGAUUUUGAAAUGUCACCAAGUAGCCCUACACUACUUCUUCGCAAUAUAGAAAAACAGAGUGCGCAGUUGACUGAGAUCAUCAACAGUUUGAUUGCCCCUCUCAACUUGUCUCCAACAUCAUCACCUCUUUCCUCUAAGUCUUGUAGCCAUAAAUGUCUGGCUAAUGGCAUUUCCAGGAGUGCUUCAGAGAAUUUAGAUGAGCUCUCUUCCUCCAGUAGCUGGUUACUUAAUCAGAAGCACAGUAAGAAAAGGAGAAAAGACAGAACAAGAUUGAAAUCUCCAUCCUUGACUGUCAUGAGCACAGCAGCUCGAACAAGGCCGCUUCAGAGUUUCCACAAACGAAAACUCUACAGAUUGAGCCCUACUUUUUAUUGGACUCCACAGACUUUGCCUUCAAAAGAAACAAGAUUCUUAAAUACUACACAAAUGUCUUGCCUACAAUCAGCUUCAAUUUGGAGUAACUGUGAACACAAUUCAAAGUCUCAAAUAUUAAGAGAACAUGUAUCAGAAUUAGAUUCUUCUUUCCAUUCUGUUCUAUCAUUGCCAUCAGAUGUGCCUCUUCAUUUUCACUUUGAAACAUUGUUAAAAAAGACUGAAAUAAAAGGAGAUCUUGCUGAAAAUAAAUUUGUAGGAGACUCUAUCAUAACUCCAUCACCUGUACAUAAUCCUUCUCUGAAUCAAUGGAGAAAUGGAUAUUCUCCGAUAUGCAAGCCUCAAAUAAGGUCAGAAUCUUCUGCACAGCUGUUACAGGGAAGAAAGAAAAGACACUUGAGUGAAACAGCAUUAGGAGAAAGAACUAAAUUUGAAGAAUUUGCUUUGCAACGCACAGAACCAGGAUCCCAUAGCAAUUUUACUGCAGUUAAUAAUGUCAAUGUUCUGUCAAGAACCCAGAAUUCAUCGUCACAAAAUACUGCACGACGGAGAUUGCGAAGUGAGAGCUCUUAUGAUAUAGAUAAUAUCGAUCCCAUGUCACUAGUGGCCCCAGCUAAGUUAGAGAAACUCCAGUAUAAGGAAAUACUGACUCCAAGCUGGAGGAUGGUUCUUCUUCAGCCUUUGGAUGAAUAUAAUUUAGGUGAAGAAGAGAUAGAAGAUCUCUCAGAUGAAGUCUUCUCCCUAAGACACAAAAAAUAUGAAGAGAGAGAGCAAGCCAGAUGGUCAUUAUGGGAGCAAAGCAAGUGGCACAGAAGAAACAGCAGAGCUUACAGUAAAAAUGCUGAAGGACAGGACUUGCUUGUGAAGGAAUACCCUCAUGACCUUGGCGGAGGGCAGAUCUGUGCUGAGAGUCCCGCCGAGCCUCCCUCGGAGAGCCAGGACCUGAGUGCACAUGGCUCACCUUCACUAAGUGAAAGUCAAGAGAUCAAGUCUCUGUGGUGGGAACGACGAGCUUUUCCACUGAAGGAUGAAGACACAGAAGCCUUAUUAUGCCAAGAUGAAAAAAAUGAUCAGAUUAAAAGAUCAAGCCCAGCUUUCCAUGGUGAAGUCUUCUGUACCAGUGCACCAGAGAAUGGCCACCAUCCAAAAAGGCAGGCAGAUGGCAUAGAAGAGUACAAUAUCCUUGGUCUAGGACUUACUCAUGUUAAAAAAUAUAGGUGACAGGGAACAGGUUUAGAAAACUAUGCAACUGAAUAGGAAAAUAGGAGGAAAAAAACAAGCCCUGUUCUCCACCCACCCCCCACAAUUCCAGAGUCAGAGCAUGUAGUGCAUGUAUUAAUCUUUCAUGCUGUUUAUGAAACAGACAAGUUACACCUUAUGUUCCUUCUUGAACCACAGGAGUAACUAGCUUUUCACCUACAGACAAGUGCUAGUCAUUUGUAUUUUAUAAUGCAAAUCACAAGCACCAAAAAAUUAACUGCUGCAAUUUGAUGUCAAAUCACAUUACUGGCUAAAUAACUCUUAUACUUUAUACCCACACAUAAUACACACAUACCUGUGCACUAAAUGAUAGCUCUUCCAUUCCACUUGAAAAAUGCAUGUAUGUACUACCCCAUGAAAUAUAAGCUGCACUAUAAGGAAAGCAGCACAGGUUUCCAAAGGUAAUGGACAUCUAAAAGUCUUGACUAUGGAGAAGGAAUUUUUUAAAAAAAAUGUUUAACCAAGAGAAAUUAUUUAUGGAAAUUUCUAUACCAGAUAACACAAUUCUCUUUUAUUUGAAAUCACUGGUAUCUGUUGGGUUAAACACAGGUUAUUUUCUAUUCACUUCUAACAGAAUAAGAAAAGCAAUGGGUUAAGUAUUGGUGUAUUUUAAAACUCAACUUGAGUUGUACCUAUUUUAUGUAUCUCAUGAAGAGAAAAUGCCCUACUUAAGCAACAAACAGGAAAUUCCUGUUGGUAUAUUAUUGUACUUCUGGUUAAUUUGGUCAUUCCUUACAAUUGCUUAUUCUUUUCAAAUAAGGAUCUGUUCUUACUUGCAUCCUAAAUUGAGAUUUAAAAUUCUCAAAAGGUUAACGCUUCAAUAUUGAACACUGGAGUGUACAUUAAGAAAAAUUCCUUUGACGCUAUUACAUGAUUUUUUUCUAUGUAAAAAUUUGGACAAUUUAUAUGACUCGCUUUUUCUCAUGUAAAAAAAGGUUAUUCAAGUUGUAGUACCCAUAUAACUGACAAUCCUAGCCAUCUGGUCUAAUCUGGGGGAUCUGACACUAAGUUUUUGUUAAGGAUUGGAAAUUACACUAGUCUCUUUAAAGAAGGAAAAAAAUUUCCAAUUCAAUACUGACAAAUUUUUGCUUGUAGUUUUACUGUACAUUUGUGUUUAAAAAAAACAAAAGCCAGAACAAACCCAAGUUGUCCAGGCAAAUAAAUUCAUAUCUUUUGUCAUGUCUGAUAUUAUAAUCUUCUAUGUAAGUUUUUUAAUUAAAGUUAUUUCUAUAUGCCCUGUGUUGUCUGAUUUGAUUAAAUAUCAUCUAUGUCACAAGCUUUUCCUAAGCCAAAAUAAAGAUUAUGAAAUAAA